UGCGCUUUAUCUCACUCGCGCCAAAUAGGAAAUUGCGUUUUGGAGGUUACAAUCGCGUGUGGCGACUGACAUUACCCUCAUGGCUUUAAAACCUUAUUUAAAUGCUGUUAGACAUACCUUAAAUGCAGCAUUAUGUGUACAGAAUUUUUCUUCUCAAGUUGUUGAACGUCAUAACAAACCGGAGGUGGAAGUUAAAACCUCUAAAGAACUCUUACUAAACCCUGUUAUUAUUAGUCGAAAUGAAAAAGAGCGUGUACUAAUUGAAGGGUCAAUCAAUUCUGUCCGUGUCAGUAUUGCUAUCAAACAAUCUGAUGAAAUUGAAAAGCUACUUUGCAGGAAAUUUACGCGUUUCCUAAUGACUCGUGCAGAAGAUUUUGUAAUACUUAGGCGUAAACCUGUUCCUGGUUAUGAUAUCAGUUUUCUUAUAACAAAUUUUCAUACUGAACAAAUGUCCAAGGCGAAAUUGGUGGAUUUUGUUAUCACCUUUAUGGAUGAGAUUGAUAAGGAGAUUUCAGAGAUGCGUUUAGCAGUCAAUUCUCGUGCUCGUCAGUGUGCUGAAGAAUUUUUGAAGGCGUUUGAUUGAUUAAUUGACAACUAACUUUGUUACAAUAUGGCCGAUGAAUGAUUUCACAUCGAAGCAGAAAAUAUCUGUAAAAUGGAUUUUUUUUUCUUUCUCUCUCUCUAAUCUUAUCUUUUAUUUAUAACAGUGAUCUGUCGAAAAAUGGGGUAUUUUUGUGCUUAUAUUUUGCUUUUGUACUUCUUGGCAUAACUGUUCACACCAGGUGACGAUUACUAUUCAAUUUAGAGAAACGAGAUUGUGUUAUCUCAGUUAUAUAAUACAGUUGCAUUGUCGUUUAAA
Heterobilharzia americana is the source of this 859-nucleotide messenger RNA. The record is from the annotation of a GenBank genome assembly. NCBI's taxonomy places the organism in Eukaryota, Metazoa, Platyhelminthes, Trematoda, Strigeidida, Schistosomatidae.